UGGAUAACCAAACGGUCCCAAGCCUCUAGCUUCACUCUUGGGAAAGAGACUAGGGUUGAGUAGUGACAAUUCACUCAGUCAUCCCUCUUCGUCAGCACUUUUCCCAUCCGAAUCCGGGAUUACAGUGGUAACUUCAAACUUAUUCCUCUGUCCUUUUCCCCAUCUCCGUACCGUCUCCACCAUGUUCUCCAGAACCAAAGAGACACAACAGACCGAUGGCACAUCCCUCAAAGGCACACACAGCGCGGGCGAAGAUGGCCAGUUGCGUCGAUCCAUCACCGGCCACCCCAGUAACCUCUCUGCAACACAGGAAGAUGCUCUGCAUAAGUUCCGUGAAGAGAUCGCUGCGGCGGGGCUCUACGUUCCACGAUCCACUCCUGAUGGACGGCGUGCCAGUCACACGGACGUAGCGUUACUGCGUUUCUUACGCGCUCGGAGAUUCGACGUGGGCAAGGCGAUGAAGCAGUUCACCGACGAAGAAAAUUGGAGACGCAAGUACAAUGUUGAUGAACUGUACCUCAACUUCCCGGUUGACGAGAUGGAGGCAUCGAAGAAAUUCUAUCCUACGUGGACGGGGCGCCGCGACCGAAGGGGUCUGCCGAUAUACGUAUAUCGCCUUGCCGAUCUCGACUCAGCUCGCCAAAAGGAACUCUCGGUUGUCUCAUCAGACCGCCGUUAUCAGCGCAUAAUAGCGCUGUACGAAUACAUGCUGCAAGGAGUCCUCAAUCUUUGCGCUGCCCUUGCAAAGGACACUCCCUCCGCAAUUAACAGUGCUUCAGGCGUAACAUCUUCACUACCCCCAUCCCAAGUUUCCUCCGUUAGAACGAUGGUGGAUUUAGCCGGUGUUUCAUUAUCACAACUCUGGAACAUCCGUUCCCACCUCCAACAAGCUUCGAAUCUAGCCACCGCUAACUAUCCCGAAACUCUCAACUCCAUUUUCGUCCUCAAUGCCCCCGGUUUCUUCCCUACAGCAUGGAAUUGGUUCCAAGGCUUUUUCGAUCAAGGGACGCGUGAGAAAAUUAAAAUCCUAGGAAACCCUUCCAAGGAUCCGUCAACCUUGGAUGUAAUGACACGAUACAUCGCGAAAGAGAAUAUACCCAAAGCAUACGGUGGAGACCUUGAUUGGACGACAGGCGAUGAUCCCAAGUUUGAUGAACCCACGGGAGAGUGGCUGAGGGAUAAUAUGAAUCUCAAUGUUAUUCGUGGACCACUCGUUAUCGAUCCGUGGGGGGAUGUGAUGGAUGGGAGAGCGGCGAAUAGUGACGCUGGUAGUUCGGUAGGCGACAGUGGUGUUGGGAUUGGAGGGAUUGGGGCAGGUGGUUUAAGUUUAGAACUUGAACCGCCCAGCCCCGGACCCGUUGAGGGAAUGGAUAAGGGCCCGGAGUUGCUUGUCCCCUCCGGGACUCGUCUUUGAACUGUGGUUUUUUUUUUUCGCAUCUCUACUCGAAAUUGUUUUCUUUGUUUUUUUUUCGUAAGGGAAGAAUGUCACGAUGCUCAUGUUACCUGUUGCUUUCCCCCUGGUUCCUUGCAUGAUGUGAACACUCUCCUCUCCUCUCCCGCUGGUCAUGCAUGCCCAUCCCAGAAAACAACAACCCUUUCACCGUCCAAUCCCAAUCCAUUACUAUUCUCACCUGACUCUACUAGUAGCAUCAUACAAUCAUCUGGAGAUCAUAUUACGCGUGUUUGAAUCAUACACACACGAAACGACGUACUAGCUUACAGCAGGGGACAGAAAAAUCU
Cantharellus anzutake is the source of this 1740-nucleotide messenger RNA. RefSeq names its product CRAL-TRIO domain-containing protein. The transcript has 4 exons. Lineage: Eukaryota; Fungi; Basidiomycota; Agaricomycetes; Cantharellales; Hydnaceae. Bases 182 to 1414 code for a protein of 410 amino acids. The record is from RefSeq and is a predicted model, not a curated record.